AUGAGUUUCUUUGGGCUAAAUAAUAGCAAGACAUUUAAACCUAAACGGAGUAUUCCCGAGGGCUCCAAACAGGCCGAGCUUAAAAAGUUUGCAGAGGCUACACUUGGAUCGGGCAAUCUCAAACUGGCAGUUGAACUUCCACAAGGAGAAGAUCUGAAUGAAUGGCUAGCAGUCAACACUGUCGACUUUUUCAACCAAAUCAACCUAUUAUAUGGAACCAUUACAGAGUUUUGUACUCCCCAGGACUGUCCAAUUAUGUCUGCUGGACCUAAAUUCGAAUACCAUUGGUGCGACGGAGUGCAGUUCAAGAAACCUGUCAAGGUAUCUGCUCCAGAAUAUGUGGAUUAUUUAAUGACAUGGGUGCAGUCUCUGCUGGACGAUGAUACAGUAUUCCCGUCCAAGAUUGGAGUUCCAUUUGCCAAGACAUUUCAAUCGAGCAUCAAGACGAUUCUCAAACGACUCUUUCGAGUGUAUGCACACAUAUACCAUUCACACUUUCAAAAGUUUGUCGAUCUAAAAGCAGAUGCGCAUCUGAACACUAGUUUCAAGCAUUUUGUCUAUUUUAUAAACGAGUUUUCAUUGAUUGAAAAAAAAGAAUUGGCGCCGUUGGAAGAUCUGAUCAAGACUAUGAUGGCCCAAUAA
Molecule: messenger RNA, 642 nt
Organism: Batrachochytrium dendrobatidis JAM81
Lineage: Eukaryota; Fungi; Chytridiomycota; Chytridiomycetes; Rhizophydiales
Exons: 3
Coding region: 1-642 (213 amino acids)
Biological process (GO): signal transduction; positive regulation of protein phosphorylation; cell division
Cellular component (GO): cytoplasm; nucleus
Molecular function (GO): protein kinase activator activity
Source: RefSeq, a predicted model, not a curated record